GGUCCCUCCCGCCGGGGCGGGGACGGGACGGGACCGGACGGGAGCGGAGGGACCCACCGAGACCCACCGGGAUCGGGGACCCACCGGGACGAGUCCCGGGGACCCCCCGACCCCCCCUCAUCCGCCAUGGCGGGGCUGGCGCGGUGCCAGCGCGAGGCCGAGGAGGUGACGGAGCUGAUGAAGCAGAACUUUGCCCGAGCGCUGGAGAGGGAUGGGCGCCUCCAAGACCUCGACAACCGAGCCCAGGAGCUGCGCACCAUGGGCGAGGUCUUCACCCGCAGCACCCGGGCGGUGGCACGGCAGGAACGCAGGGGACACCGGCGCUGGCGCCUGGUGCUGGCGGCCAUCGGCCUCGCUGCUGUCCUCCUCCUCCUCCUCGCCCUCGGCCUGGCGUUGGGGCUGCCGCGGCCACCACCCGCCAACGUCAUCGUCAUUGUCACCGUCCCUGUGCCCCCCGCCAGCCCCACCGGCAGGGACUGAGCCCCCGGCACCCAGGGGAGACGGUGAGGAUGCUGGGAGACCAUUCCAUAACAACCCAUCAGGAUCUGCUCUGGGAGACCUCACCGUCACAACCCAUCAGGAUGAGUUUUGGUGAGAUCCGACCAUAACCAUCCAUUGGGAUCAGCUCUGGGGAGACCCCACCAUAACCAUCCAUCGGGAUCGGCCUUAGGGACACCCCACCAUAACCAUCCAUUGGGAUCGGCCUUAGGGACACCCCACCAUAACCAUCCAUUGGGAUCGGCCUUAGGGAGACCCCACCAUAACCAUCCAUCGGGAUCUACUCUGGGGAGACCCAACCAUA
Molecule: messenger RNA, 802 nt
Organism: Cuculus canorus (common cuckoo)
Lineage: Eukaryota; Metazoa; Chordata; Aves; Cuculiformes; Cuculidae
Product: vesicle-associated membrane protein 5-like
Exons: 3
Coding region: 127-480 (117 amino acids)
Biological process (GO): Golgi to plasma membrane protein transport
Cellular component (GO): plasma membrane
Source: RefSeq, a predicted model, not a curated record